AUGGAUGGGGUGCACAGCACCGAGAACGCGGCGGCGGGAAACGGCGCCGAACCCCCACCUCGCUCUUUCGCAUCCCUGGCUGCGGGGAGAGGGGAAUGCAGGAAGCCUCCCGCAAGUAGAGGUACCUGUGGCUCCUGCCGCAGUCCCCCGCCGCACAGACACCGGAGCCCGACACCCGACUUCCGGGGUCAAGUGGAGGCGGGGAGCACAAAAAUUGCGGUCGGGGAGCCUCAGACCCGCCCCGAUCCAAGCUCCACCCACCACUGUCCUUUUUUACCCAGGACCAGACCAACUUCCGGGACGCCGCGCGUCACUAAGCACCCGACCUUCACUUCCGGACUCAUCCCUCUCCUUACCCACCCCCGUAGGAGCCAGCACGCGUUCCAUAGAGUUUUUCGCGCGUUUGAUUGGCGGAUCUGGAGGUCUUCGCCGAUUGGUGCAGAAGAAAACUUCCCCAUAGACGACCGCGGACUGUUUCUGGCGCCGCUGUUUCCCGCCGGCUAUAAGAUUUGCGCCGCAAUCAUGGUGGACGUAAUGGAGUCGCCGGGGUCGCGCGUGAACACCAGCAUGUUGCCGAGGUCACGCAUCAAUGCCAGCAUGUUAGCUCAGUUCAUCGAGCGGCCUGUCUGCUUCGUAGGAAAGGUUGAGAAGAUUCAUCCCACUGGAAAAAUGUUUAUUCUUUCAGAUGGAGAAGGAAAAAGUGGAACCGUUGAGUUGAUGGAGCCUCUCGAUGAAGAAAUCUCUGGAAUUGUAGAAGUAGUUGGAAGAGUAACAGCCAAGGCAACCAUCAUGUGCACAUCAUAUUUCCAGUUUAAGGAAGAUAACCAUCCUUUUGAUCUUGGACUCUACAAUGAAGCUAUUAAAAUUAUCCAGGAGUUUCCUCAGUUUUAUCCUUUGGGGGUUGUCCAUUAUGAUUGA
Molecule: messenger RNA, 918 nt
Organism: Orycteropus afer afer
Lineage: Eukaryota; Metazoa; Chordata; Mammalia; Tubulidentata; Orycteropodidae
Source: RefSeq, a predicted model, not a curated record